Messenger RNA from Ceutorhynchus assimilis (cabbage seed weevil), 1808 nucleotides. The record is from the annotation of a GenBank genome assembly. NCBI's taxonomy places the organism in Eukaryota, Metazoa, Arthropoda, Insecta, Coleoptera, Curculionidae.
CAGCCUAUUUGAGUAACUUUUCUUACGAAAUGGAGCAUAUUCAGGGUAAAAAUAAUGUAUUAGCCGACUAUUUAAGUAGAGCUCCAGUAAAAAUUAAAUUAACUAACAAAGAAAAUCCCGGAAAAAGUAUGUUUCUCAAUUUUACAGCCUCUCAAGACGAAUGGCCCAUAAACAACGAAGAUAUAUGCAAAAAUACUAGUGAGGACAAGAAGCUGAAACAGAUUGUGAGGUAUGUGCAGCAAGAAAAUUGGCCAAGCCGAAUUUCCGCAGAGAUUCGUCCAUACUACAUCCGCAGAGAAGAGUUAUACGUGGAAAAUGGUGUACUGAUGUGGGGAUAUAGAAUGGUAAUUCCUAAAGCCUUACAGUCAGAUUGGCUGGGCGAACUUCAUUUUUAUCAUUUGGCAUGGUUAAAACCAAGGCCAUAUAUUUAUUGGCCUAAUAUGGACCAAGACAUAGAAUCGACAUGCAAAAGAUGCAGCUAUUGCCAGCAGAAUAAGUCCUUACCGCCCAAAUCUGAUUUAACACCUUGGAGAAUCGAAAAAGCCCCAUGGCAGAGAAUCCACAGGGAUUAUUUAGGGCCGAUCCAAGGGAAAAUGUUGCUUUUGGUGGUGGACGCAUUUUCGAAGUGGAUUGAGCUGAUACCAGUAAAUUAUAUGUCGUCUUUGGAAACAGAAGAAAAGUUGAAAGAAGUUUUCGCUAGGUUUGGCUUGCCAAAGGUUAUUGUAUCGGAUAAUGCAACACAAUUUAAGGCCGCAAACAUACAACAGAUGUGAAAACGAAACGGCAUAAGGACCAUGUUGGCCCCUCCAGGAAAUCCGGAAUCAAAUGGCCAAGCGGAAAAUGGAGUAAAAACAGUUAAAACUAAUAUUAAAACUAGGCUUUUGGACCCCAGGAAUAAAGACAAGAAAAAUCUGGAAAGGGCUCAAAAACGACAGAUAAAGCAGCAUGGGGGCAGAAGAAGGAGUUUUCGGGAGAAAGAGAGAGUAUUUGUAACUGACUAUAGAAGUCAAAACCACAGGAGCUGGACCAAAGCAGUAAUCCACAAAAUCAUAGGUCGAACUACUUAUUUGUGUGAAAUAGAGUCAGGACAAAUAUGGAAAAGGCACGCAAAUCAGAUCAUAAGUAGAACACUGGAUAAAGAAACACCAAAAGAAUUAGGAAAAGACAGGCGAGGUUUGCAGAGUAGAGGGGUGGAGAACCAGGUAACAAUUAAAACCAGAUACUGUUACCACGGGCCGCAGAAGGACAGCCCUUCAGGCAAAAGACCAAUGAAUGAUAAUAUUGUAAGUUUACCUAGCUCUCUGAAUGUCUCUGGCUGUUCAGAGGAUAGCCAAAUGUCAUUAAUUUUGGGUUCUGAUAAAACGCCGGAAAACAGCCAUCCUUCUUUUGUCGAUGCUAAUAGUUCUUUUUCCACAGAUUCCCAAAUCGAGAGACCGGAGUCAGUUGUAGAUGAUAGUUUCAACGAAGUUGACAAUGUUGACACUGAAGCAGGCAUACCUAAUUCCAUCAAAAUUUGUAAAGAUACAAAAGACAGAGCAAACACGUCUACACCUGGCGACCUGGCACAGGGCCUGCGAAGGUCAGUAGUUAUGGAAGAAAUAUUAAGAAACCAACAUGGGGAAAAGACUACUCGUUUGAGAUUGACUAACGAAUUAAUUAGUCUAAACAAAAAAAAAGAGGAGAGUGAGAUAUCCCUGCAGCUGGGGAAGCCGAACAGGACCAGCAACACUGCUGGACCGACUGCUAGAAUCCUACGCCAACCCGCUAGGGUGCCAGUCGGCCGAGUCGGCCCUUACCAUGAACUGUGA